Molecule: messenger RNA, 3167 nt
Organism: Cyprinodon variegatus (sheepshead minnow)
Lineage: Eukaryota; Metazoa; Chordata; Actinopteri; Cyprinodontiformes; Cyprinodontidae
Gene: adgrg4b
Product: G-protein coupled receptor 126-like
Exons: 21
Coding region: 36-2795 (919 amino acids)
Biological process (GO): adenylate cyclase-activating G protein-coupled receptor signaling pathway; cell surface receptor signaling pathway
Cellular component (GO): membrane
Molecular function (GO): G protein-coupled receptor activity
Source: RefSeq, a predicted model, not a curated record
UCCCUAAGUUGGAUGUUGCAGCUGUGCAAAAAGAAAUGUACGCCGACCUUUCAGUCGUCUACACUGACCUCAGAGAUCUGCUGCUGCUAGCUGACGUCAGCACUAUCUACACCACCCCUGUUGAGAGUUUCUCCAUGACAACCACCAGCCCUCAGAGUGCCACAGCAACAUCCAACUCUGUCUCAACCUCCACCUUUAACACCGCUUCAAGCUCUACGUUCACCCAACUAACAACACUGAAAACAACUAUUACUACAACUUUUACUACCAGAGGAGUGACAACCUACACCAUUACCAGAACCCCUGCAAAUGUCUCUGGUCCCUCUGAACUUUAUUUCGAAGUCAAGGUGAACGUCUCUAUAAAAGGACACUGCGACCCACAGGCGAUCCUCCCUAACUGGCUUAACAUGAGUCUCCCUGAUGACUUAAUGAUGGUGCUGGACCUGCAGCUGCUGCCCCAUACAGAGAGAGAAAGCUUCAUUUUCCAGGUCCAAGUGUCAGUGCAACAGUCAGACACACAGGAAAUGGAAGACCAAAUACGGCACUGCCUGCUGAUGCCAUAUGACAAUGGGUCGGUCUCCAUAGCAACACAAGACGUACAGAUAAGUCGCAUAUUUGUUUUUCAGUGUGAUGCUGAAACCCAGCAGACGCUAAAAGGCCUGUUCCAGUGGCCUAGCACUAUGGGAGGCAGAUAUGCUGUAUGCGCAUGCCCAAAAAACCCUCAGCGCUUUGCUGUCCGACUCUGCAAACUGUCCCUGAGUACUCACUGGUUGGAGCCAGACGAUGAAGACUGCCCCCCAGUGGUAGAAACUAUACUUGAUCUGGACACUAUUGAAGUCACUCCUGAGAACGCCCUCAAUGUGUUGGAGAUGAUUGAGGAUCUACUGAGAAACCAGUCGAGUCUCAUGUACGAAGAGCUGGUCACAGUCCUCAACAAGCUGAAGGUCAUCAUCAGGGUCAGCGUGGUCACGCCGCAACUUGGCCAAGCUCUGAUCAACGUCAUCUCAGACAUACUGGAAACAAACAGCAACCUGACACCUUUUACAAACACUAUUCUCAACAUCACAGAGGAGGUUGGAGACAUGAUGGUGGGCUACGAGGGCUCCUACACCCUGUGUGCUCGAGCAGUCGCUAUCUCAGUGGUGGAUGUAGUUCCUGGACAGACCAGCAGCUUAAGCUUUGGAGUUUUGUCUAACUGGACCGACAUGAAACCAGAGAUUUUUAUUAACAGGUAUCCUACAGACGGCACUGUGGCUUUCAUUUCCCUGCCCUCUGUCCUGCAAAAGAACUUUGCACAAUACGGUGUGAACCAGAAACACCCUAGAAUCCAGUUUCAGUUCUACGCCAACCCACUGCUCUUUCCGAGCCAUAAAGAGAGGCCCAUCCUCAACACCUUUGUGGUAUCGGCCAGUGUGACCAACGGCAGCUCCCCAAUCAAAGACCUUCCUGAAGACGUUACCAUCAUGCUGCACCAUUUACAGCCCAACAGAUAUGAUAAAGAAGUCCAGUGUGUGUACUGGAACUUCAAUAAAAAUAAUGGGAAUGGGGACUGGGAUGAUCACGGCUGCAGAAAAUACAACAGCACUGCUGGCAACACGACGUGCCUCUGCAAUCAUCUCACACACUUUGGAGUUCUUCUAGAUGUCUCCAGGACUCAGCUGGACCCGGCUAACGAGCAGAUCCUGACCAUUAUCACCUAUGCUGGUUGUGGAGUCUCAUCUCUGUUCUUAGGAAUCACCCUUCUCACAUAUAUGGCCUUUGAAAAGCUUCGUAGAGAUUACCCCUCUCAGAUCCUCAUAAACCUCUCUUUGGCCCUGCUGGGGUUGAAUCUGGUCUUUCUGCUCAACUCCUGGUUGUCUUCCUGGGGUCUGUAUGGCCUCUGUGUGGCAGCAGCAUCCAUGCUGCACUACUUCCUCCUGGCAUCCUUCACCUGGAUGGGGUUGGAGGCCAUCAACAUGUAUUUCGCCCUUGUUAAAGUCUUCAACGUCUAUGUCCCCUCCUAUAUCCUCAAGUUCUGUGCUCUUGGAUGGGGGAUUCCUCUGGUAAUCUGCGUCACGGUUCUCAUUGUAAAUCGAGAUGCAUACGGCGGUCAACUCUACACAGAUGCUGAUUCAACUUUAAAGCCUUUGGACAACUCCGACACCUUCUGCUGGCUUCAGGAUGAUGUGACAUUCUUUGUGUCUGUGGUUGCCUACGCUGGGCUGAUUUGUCUCUUCAACAUCGGGGUUUUUGUCGUAGUACUGAUUCAGAUUCGCCGUAUGCGUUUCAACAGCCCGGCAGGGACCCGGAGAGGGCUUCUUCAGGACCUGAAGGGAGUAGCUAGUCUCACCUUUUUACUUGGACUAACGUGGACUGUAGGCUUCUUCACCUGGGGACCAGCAAGAGUAGUUCUGCUGUACCUGUUCUCUGGGUUGAACACAUUGCAAGGGCUUUUUGUCUUCCUGUUCCACUGUCUGUUAAAGGAGAACGUGAGGAAACAGUGGAGGGCCUAUCUCUGUUUUGGACGAUUUCGCCUUGACGAGAACUCUGAGUGGAGCAAUUCAGCAUCUGUUAGAGUCCUCGCAAAGCCAAAAGAAAAACGUUCAAGAGCAGCAGUACCAUCAGUUCGUUCUGUCAAUUCCAACUCAACAGAGAGCACGUCAGCUUCUUCUGACUCCAGCCAGAGAGACUCAUUCUGCAAGAGGCCAAACCUUGAUCUUUUUGUGAACAGUGUGGUUCUUCCUCAAGCUCAGACCGGAGCCACGGAUACACAAGCUCUGUCUUUCUACAAGGAGAUGAAUCUGACAUCUGGCUAAACGUCCAACCAUGAUAAUUUAACAAUACCAAUGUGCUGACCUCCACAUGUCCCAUUAUAUUAAAGCAGCUUAAUUUUUCCGCCUUUCAGAAGAAGGCUGACAGGUUUAUUAGUAAAAGCAAUGCACACAGCUUCAUCAGCUAAGUUUUCAACACACUUCUAUUGCUGGUUUUGUUUCCGGAAAAUAUUGUAAAAGAACCUGUAAUUUUAACGAGUCGAGCAAAUGAACCAACACCAAGGAGGAGUUGGUUGCCAAGCAACUGGUGAGCGGUGCAAUGGUGACAAUAAAUUGAGGAGCAUUUUGUGUAAAAGAAUAAAAUACCAAAUUUAACAUUACAGGUUCAGCUCUUUAUGAAUAUUGUUCAAUUUUGAU